CGCAUCCCCCACGCGUUCUUUGGACGUCGGGCGUGUUCAUCGUCGAGUCACCGCCCCGGUGUCCGCCGCAGCGUCGUCUCAGACCGACGACAAUGGAGUCUACUGGAUAACGCAAAGGCUCGCUGGGGCGAUGGUGGCGGGCGCGCUGACGCUGACCUCGUGCGGACCGGCUGCGGCGGAGGCUGGCCAGAAGCCUCCCCCCGUGAUCGAUAUGCCCGGUGGGUGUACCCUCGAGGCUUUAGACCUGUUCAAGGACACGCGCGCCAAGUUCUCCCUGGAGGUGGGCACAGGGGCGUUGCCCGAAGCUGUGUUGGACCUCGGAGGAUGUGACUACUCGGGACAGGACCUGUCGGGGAAGAUUCUGAGCGGGGUGAUAGCCACCGGCGCCAACUUCUCCAACGCCACGCUCGUCGGCGCGGAGAUGAGCAGGGCGAAGGGGCAGGACGCGAUCUUUACCGGUGCCGACAUGAGGAGCGUCAACGCUUACGAGGUGAACUUCGGCGGGUCUGAUUUGACGAACGUCGAUUUCGACAACGCCAUACUCACCAAUGCUCGAUUCGGUAAGGGGAAGGGCGGGGAGUGGGCAAAGUUGGGGGGGGCAAACUGGGAAGGCGCGCUGCUGAGCAGCUCGGACGCGCAGAGGGUGUGCGAGAACCCGACGGUGGAUGAUUACGGGAAGGCGAUUCUCGGAUGCAAGUGAGAUUAGAUUAUGCGCAUCGGCGCCGUUGAUGAACGAGAGUUGAAUUGUU
Micromonas commoda is the source of this 749-nucleotide messenger RNA. RefSeq lists its product with no specific name. NCBI's taxonomy places the organism in Eukaryota, Viridiplantae, Chlorophyta, Mamiellophyceae, Mamiellales, Mamiellaceae. The record is from RefSeq and is a predicted model, not a curated record. The coding region runs from base 131 to 700 and encodes 189 amino acids. The transcript has a single exon.